AUGGUGCAACUGAAACUUCCAUUCGCAACGCUUGCAUCACUGCUUUUGAUACUACCCGAAUCAUGCAGCAUUUUUGAUCCAGCUUUACGAAGGGAUGUUUCCGAUAUCCCAUCCGUCAUGGAUCAGCGGACGUUCCUGAAAACGCGGCGAUUGAAACGAGCAUGUUUGGGCGGUAUGUGUGGUGGGGCCAGUCUGCUGCACGGGAUUGCAUCUCAUGCAGCGAAUCUUAUAUCGAUGGCGCUACCUCCUCCUCCAUUUCCUGAACCAAUGUUUCGCCGACGAAGAAAGCGACAGUUUGGAUGCUGCAUGUAUGCUCCGAGCUUUACAUAUAUUAAAUAA
This is a messenger RNA of Gongylonema pulchrum, 339 nucleotides long. Lineage: Eukaryota; Metazoa; Nematoda; Chromadorea; Rhabditida; Gongylonematidae. The record is from the annotation of a GenBank genome assembly.